AUGAAUUCGGUUAGGUUUGGAUUGUCAGCAGUCACUCGGUCUUCCAUGCAGUUGUUUGGCCGUGCGUUUAUAUCAUCGUCAUCUUGUGCUGCACAAAAAUUGGACAAAUUUGAUUCUGAUGCUCCUCAGUCAAAAGAUUUUCCCUCUUCAAGAAAAUCAGCUAUGAGUUUCAAUCAAAUACAGUUAAUUGGUGGUUGUAUGGAUAAACCAAAAUUGCGAAUUUCUAAUAAAGGAACUGAAUUUGCCACUUUCUAUGUGAUAACGAAUCACAAUAGAAAAAUGAGAGAUGGCUCUUGGUUUGAAGAAUCUAUGAAGCAUACUGUUCAGGCUUAUGGUAAUUUAUCGAAAAUUGCAAUGUCUUACAUUGAAAAAGCUAUACAACUUGAUGCGAUGUUGGAGGCACACAUUGGGAUACCGUGUCUAAAUAUGUCGUUUGAUUCACCCGUUAAUCUUAGAAUUAUUUGGGAAAAUACUGAUGGAACAAGAGUUUAUAUCAUGGGACGUUUACGUCCUUACCGGUUGCAAUUAGAAGAUGGUGGAAUCAUUACGUUAUCAACUGUGGCAGUUGAUAAGAUGCAGAUUAUUUCACAUAAAAGUACUUUAUCUAAUCGUGAUUUAGAACAUGAUAUUGAUGAUGAUUUCGGUGAAGAUGAACAAGUUAAUGUUGAUGCUGAUUUGGAUGCUGCAGUUGACAAGAAAUCUGCAAAAGAUUAUAUGGAAAAUAUUGAUAAAGCAUCCAAAAAAUCGUCCGCUUAA
Messenger RNA from Dracunculus medinensis (Guinea worm), 756 nucleotides. NCBI's taxonomy places the organism in Eukaryota, Metazoa, Nematoda, Chromadorea, Rhabditida, Dracunculidae. The record is from the annotation of a GenBank genome assembly.